Messenger RNA from Gryllus bimaculatus (two-spotted cricket), 921 nucleotides. The record is from the annotation of a GenBank genome assembly. Lineage: Eukaryota; Metazoa; Arthropoda; Insecta; Orthoptera; Gryllidae.
AUGUCGGAGGCGCUGGCGGAGCGGCUGCUGGACCUGCACGGCCGCCUGCUGGCGCUGUACGUUCUGCAGGACGCCGACUGCCUGCACUGGGAGGACGUGCGGCCCUUCUUUGAGGGAGAGCGCGGCUCCUUCGUCGUGCAGAUGUGGUGGCUCUACAUGCAGGGCACGCGCGAGCACCUGUGGAACACGGUGCCUCCGCAGACGGCGCAGCGGGUGCUGGCGGGCAUGCUGAACGAGUCGCUGGCCGUGCUGACGUCGCGCCUCAGCCAGGCCGCGCCGUCUCACGCGCGCGCGCCGCAGCUGCUCACCGACGCCGCCAACGUGCUCCUGUGCUGCCGCCACCUGCUCGCGUCGGUGUGCAGCGAGGGCGCCGAGCUGGCUGGGCUGCCGGCGGCGGCGGCGGGCGGCGGCGCUGGGGGCGGCAGCGGGGGCAUCGGCGCGGGGGGCGGGGCGUCCGGCGGCGGGCGCGUGCCCCGCGACGUGCACGCCAAAUGCGCCGAGCUCCUCGCGGUGCUGCUGGCGCGCGGUUCGCCCCUGCACUCGCUCUACAAGGUGUUCCGCAAGGGCUUGGGCGGUGUGCCCGUCUUUUCCCCGCGCGACCACCGCCUCCCCGCGGCGUGGUUCGUGCUGACGGCGCCGCACCUCUUCGGCGGAGACUCGGCGUCGCCAGGCGCCGCGGCGCCGGUGGGGCAGCUGGCCGACGGACCCGCCAUCGCCCUGGAACUCACCGUGCUCGUGGCUCAGCCGCAGGCUUCGUGGCCGCUCUUGCUCAGGGGUAUUUUCCACCUGAAGCUAAAUUACUCUACGUUUCAAGAGGGUGUACUGGAAUUUGCGGGAUCCUCGGAUCUGGAGUCAGCUGAACACGAAGCCCUCAGCGUCGCAAACCUUGGUGCUGAUGGCCAAGGGGCUGGCUUUCUUUAA